GGCAACCGCCCCGCCGCAUCCCGCGGCCGGACCCCGCCGGGGGCUGAGCCCUGCAGGGCCGGAUCCUUCUCGGGGUGCAGCGAGGGCACCGCGACCCUCUAUGGCAGGCACCGGACUCUUUCUAAGGGCCAUGCAGGAGCUGUUCCGCGCCAACACGCGGAGCCGCGAGUUCCCGGCGCACGGCGCCAAGGUGCACUCGGUGGCCUGGAGCUGCUGCGGCCGCCGCCUCGCCUCCGGCUCCUUCGACAAGACCGCCAGCGUCUUCGUGCUCGAGAAGGACCGGCUGGUGAAGGAGAACAACUACCGGGGCCACGGGGACAGCGUGGAUCAGCUCUGCUGGCACCCCAGCAACCCUGACCUGUUUGUCACAGCGUCAGGGGACAAAACCAUCCGCAUCUGGGACGUCCGCACCACCAAGUGCAUCGCCACCGUCAACACCAAAGGUGAGAACAUCAACAUCUGCUGGAGCCCUGAUGGACAGACCAUUGCCGUGGGGAACAAGGAUGAUGUGGUCACCUUCAUUGAUGCCAAGACACAUCGCUCCAAAGCUGAGGAACAGUUCAAGUUUGAGGUGAACGAGAUCUCCUGGAACAACGAUAACAACAUGUUCUUCCUCACCAAUGGGAAUGGCUGCAUCAACAUCCUCAGCUACCCAGAGCUGAAACCCAUCCAGUCCAUCAACGCCCAUCCUUCCAACUGCAUCUGCAUCAAGUUCGAUCCCAUGGGGAAGUACUUUGCCACAGGCAGUGCUGAUGCAUUGGUCAGCCUCUGGGAUGUGGAUGAGCUGGUGUGUGUGAGGUGCUUCUCCAGGCUCGACUGGCCCGUGCGGACGUUGAGCUUCAGCCACGACGGGAAGAUGCUGGCCUCAGCAUCAGAAGAUCACUUCAUUGACAUUGCUGAGGUGGAGACAGGAGAGAAGCUCUGGGAGGUGCAGUGUGAGUCCCCCACCUUCACAGUGGCCUGGCACCCGAAGAGGCCACUGCUGGCCUUCGCCUGUGACGACAAAGAUGGCAAAUACGACAGCAGCCGGGAGGCCGGCACUGUCAAGCUUUUUGGGCUCCCCAACGACUCCUGAUGGACCUGCUGCACCCCGGGAGGUGACACCUGCCUGCCCUCGAGGGUGGGAGCUUAGAUAGCAUAGGUGGGGCAAGGAGCUGGCUCAUCUCCUUGCCAGCCUGGCAGGGCUGUGACCUCGGGCUCAGCUCGGUGUGUCUUGUUCUUGGGAGCUUUUAUAAACAGGCAGCUGUGUGCUGGGGAGAAUGGGGGGAUUCUGGCAGGAUCCCCUUCUGCCACCUACUCUCUGGGGCGUGGGGGGCUUGUUCCAAAGGCAAGUGGCCAAAGUAAAUCAGUCACUGAAGGUGGCUGCUGAGGAGCCUCCCAUGGGAGGUGCUCUGCUUUGACCAGGCUCCCCAGCAGUGAUGAGAUACGUGACUGUCCCCUUGUCCCCAAAAGCCUGGUGGCAAGGGCAGCUCUGGGGACACAACCUGCCUCUCCCCGUCCCAGACAUCCCAUGUCCCUUCCCUGUGCUGAGGCAAUGAGGGGAGGAUGGGGGGUUUGAACAUGUAGAUGUUUUCCCAGCUGGGACUUUUUCAAAAUAUUUGUGGCGUCUUUUUCUAAUUUUGAUAAAUCUUCUUCUUUAA
Molecule: messenger RNA, 1640 nt
Organism: Vidua chalybeata
Lineage: Eukaryota; Metazoa; Chordata; Aves; Passeriformes; Viduidae
Gene: THOC3
Product: THO complex subunit 3
Exons: 7
Coding region: 101-1075 (324 amino acids)
Biological process (GO): mRNA export from nucleus
Cellular component (GO): THO complex part of transcription export complex
Molecular function (GO): protein binding
Source: RefSeq, a predicted model, not a curated record